Magnusiomyces paraingens is the source of this 915-nucleotide messenger RNA. RefSeq lists its product as uncharacterized. The record is from RefSeq and is a predicted model, not a curated record. NCBI's taxonomy places the organism in Eukaryota, Fungi, Ascomycota, Dipodascomycetes, Dipodascales, Dipodascaceae. The coding region runs from base 1 to 915 and encodes 304 amino acids. The transcript has 2 exons.
AUGGAAGCUGUUGGUGCUAUUUGGCAUCUUGGUGGCGUGCAAAAAGGUAUGCGGGGGUCUGCAGUCAGAUCACUGUAUAUUGCUUGCGUGAGACCAAUUGUUGAAUAUGGCUUAGAAAUUUGGCAUCAUAAAAUCUUGAAAGGAGAAAUCCACAAGUUGGAAGUGAUGCAGAACAUGGCUUUAAGAAGAAAAGUUGGUGCUUAUCGCACAACUCCUAUUGUGGUACUACAAAAGGAAGCUGGUAUUAUGCCAUAUAGUAUUAGGCUAAAAUUUAUGGUGGCACGAAAAGCUAUUCGUUUACACCUAAAUAUUAGCAAAACUAAUCCUAUUAAUGGUCAUUUGUUAACAUUGAUUGAGAAAUCUCCAAUUGCAAAGCUAACCACGCUUUACAUGUUGGCGAAAGAUGAUAGAGACUAUAUGAUUAAAAAGGAUGAAAAACGAAAAUGCAAGAGGGUUGAACCUCUUACACUGAAACAACAACAAAAUCAGACGAUUGGAAUUUUGAAGAAACAAGCAAUGGAAGAAUGGCAAGAAAUGUAUUGGAACAGCAGUAAGGAUCUGUGGUAUCAUAAUAUCACAGUGGAGUCGAAAUGUGCUGAUAAUCUUUCCAAAAUGGUUACGGGAGUGAUCAUGAAGAAAGAUAGUCGAAGGAUCUUGAGUAAUAUUACUCAGUUUCGCACAGGCCAUGGCAACUUUGGCGCAUGGUUUAAAAAGUUUGGAAUUGAAAAGGAUAGUUACAACUGCAAAUGUGGAGAGCUGGAAACAGUUCAUCACAUUUUAGUUGAGUGUCCUUUGCUUGAAGAGGAAAGAAAAGGACUGAAACGGAUAUCUCCAGAGAUGGACAUGUCGACUCUCUUAAACAGUUUAACUGGCUUACAAGAGAUUGUAAGCUUUAUCUCUGCUUGGAGGGAUUAA